Molecule: messenger RNA, 1004 nt
Organism: Bactrocera neohumeralis
Lineage: Eukaryota; Metazoa; Arthropoda; Insecta; Diptera; Tephritidae
Product: ribosomal RNA-processing protein 7 homolog A
Exons: 2
Coding region: 94-897 (267 amino acids)
Biological process (GO): rRNA processing; ribosomal small subunit assembly
Cellular component (GO): CURI complex; UTP-C complex
Source: RefSeq, a predicted model, not a curated record
CAUUGGCGGUCAGCUGUUGUAAACAAAUUAUUGCACGUGCGUUAUACAUAUAUCGUGAAGAUUGUACUUUAUUUUAUUUAACGAAUCAGCAAAAUGCCCGAAAUAGAGGGAUACAAAGUGAUACCUUUACGCCUCACUGCGGACCGUCCUCUGGAGCUCUGCCAUCAUAUUUAUAUGCGGGAGCAUUUUAUACGAUUGGAGGAUGCAGACAAACCGAAAGGCCGCACACUCUUCUUACUGAACGUGCCACCAUAUGUGACAGAGCAAAGUUUGGGCACUUUUUUCCGCGCCAAAGUAGAUGUUCCAAACACAGUCAGCUUUGCUGAACGUCCAGGUCGAAAUGAAAGUGAAAAAUGGCAACAAAAUUGCGUACCGUUUAGCGCAUCAACAACGCCAUUUAAAUUUAAAGUGGCUUAUGUAGUCUUUCACAAAAAUGUGGGUGUUAAACGAGCGUUGCAAUUGGAUAGCAUAGAUUUGUUUAAUACCGAUGGCAAUUGUGUGUUGGAUUCGGGUAUGCAGCUAUUACAUAGCCAAUAUGAGAAACGAAUUUUGGAUGAAGAGGAAUUGCAAGCACGCAUUGAUAAGUAUAUAGAACUUUAUGAUAAGCGCGAAAAGGAGGCGAUUGAAGCGGCGAAGAACUCCGAAGCAGAUGCCGACGGUUGGGUGACUGUCGGCAAACAAGGACGUAACGCCGGUUUCGAACAGAAAGAAUCGGUUGUUGGACGUUUAGAAGAGAAAAUAGUGCGAGGCAAGAAGAAGAAGGAAUUAGAGAAUUUCUACACUUUCCAGAUACGUGAAUCGAAAAUGAAGAAUAUAAUUGAAUUGCGCAAAAAAUUCGAAGAAGACAAGCAGAAAAUCGAGGCACUAAAGAAGACGCGUCGGUUUAGACCUUUCUAGUUAUAUAUGUACUUAUAAUUGAAGCUAUAUACUUCAAAGAUAAGUGUACAUUUUUUAUUUGUCAAAAUAUAAUUUACAUUAGUAUAGAUAGCUUAAACUUAAUUCAA